This is a messenger RNA of Prorocentrum cordatum, 5543 nucleotides long. NCBI's taxonomy places the organism in Eukaryota, Dinophyceae, Prorocentrales, Prorocentraceae. The record is from the annotation of a GenBank genome assembly.
GCCAGUGGCGCCAGCGCGCCAUGGCGGCCGACAACGGAGCAGCUGGGGUGCAGCUGCUGGACUCUCGUGGGAUCGGCAAGGUGCCGACAUUCUCAGGCAAGAGGGAGGACUUCGAGGAUUGGAUCUUCCCGUUCGAAUACUUCUGCGGCCUGCUGGGCUGGACGGCGGGCCUGGAGAGGUCAAGAGAAGCUGAGGAGCCGCUGACUGCGGAAAAGCUCGGCGAGCAAGGAGUGCUGGUAGGCAGGAGCUUGUACCACCUGCCGGCGAGCACCACGAAAGGCGCGGCGCAGAGCAUCGUCAAGCUCUGCCCGCGAGGCGACGGCUUCGAAGCAAUGCGGAGGCCGUGCAAGGAGUACAGGCCGAGGCUGAAUGAGGAGCACGGCCAGAUGCUCCAGCAGAUCCUGACGCCGACGUGGUGGAAGGAUCGCGAGGGGAAGGAGCGCUUCACAGAGGUGCUGGUCGCUUGGGACGAGUUGAUCUCGAGGUAUGAGCGCGCGACUGGAGAGCAGGUCACGCAGAACAUGAAGACGAGCACGAUCAUGGCCCACGCACCAGAGGAAGUGAAGGUCAUGCUACGCUCGGCGCAGCGUGAGGUGCGCAGCGACAUCACGCAGAUGAGGAACUGCAUCUUCGAGGCGGUGAUCGGCCAGAGUGGAGUGGUCUCGAGGCCGCCGACAGCGAACAAGGGGAGCAACGACAUGGACGUCGACGCGAUCUCCAAGGGCAAGGGCAAGGACAGCAAGGACAAGUGCCAGAUCUGCCACAAGCCGAGCCACACGGCCCGCGACUGCUUCUGGCGUGACAAGGGGAAGCAGAAGGGCGACGGAAAAGGACAGCUACACCUUCACGGGGGGAAGUGCGACUAUCGCCACAAGACGGGCCACAAGAAGGCAGAAUGCAAGAAGCGGAUCGCCGAUGAGAGGGCCAAAGGCAAUGCGGCCAUCGAGCAGGAGAGCACGGACCCGAAGACGGUAGCCAAGAUCGAGUACGCGGAGUACGAGCGCGGGAUCUGCGACGACGACCAGCUCUACUGCAUGGCGAUGGAGGUGGAGGACCCCGAGACGGAGUGCUGCGGCAUGGAGCUCGAAGAGACGACCUUCAUCACGCUGGACACGGCGAGCGACUGCCACGUGGGGCCGAUUUGCUUCGGAGAAGGAUGCAGGAAAGGCGAGGAUCGCGGACCAAGGCUGCUGGAUGCGCAGCAGAAUGAGAUCAAGAUGGGCUCCAUUGCGACGGUGCCGAUGGCGGUUGCUGACGACUGCGAGCAGCUGAAGCUGCUGAAGGCGGACUUCAGGCUGGGUGGCACGGCGUCGAAGCCGAUCCUUUCGUUGCUGGAGGUGAUGGACAAGGGCGCCGAGUUCUGGCUGAGCGCGAAGACGGGCAUGUGCAUGUACCCUGGCGGUGACCUCAGCAGGGGCACCCCACUCACCAGGAAGAACAACACGCUGGGAUUCAACGCGAAGACCUUCAAGACAGCUACGGAGGCGAAGGAGUUCGCGGCCAGCGUGAACGCGAAUGAGCAGCAGGAGGAGGCGUUCGCGCCGACGCCUGGGGCUGCGGGCAGCGGAGCAGCGACAGCGGCGCCGGCUGCACCGGCGGCUGCCGCCUCGGAUCCAGCGCGAGGUGGAGCAACUGAGGGCGCGGGAGGAGAGCGACUGGCUCGACAUCCUGUGCUACUACGCGAAGGUCAGGAGAUCGUCCUGCACCCUUCCAGCCGCGCGGAGGACAUGCGGGCGAGGCUCAAGGAGAUGGGCCAGCCAAUCUACGGCAGAAAGGGCGAGCUGCGGGCUAGGCUCAGCGAUGCGGAGCGGAGGCUCACGGCGCACCACAUGAAGAUGAAGGAGUUGGAGCGCAGGCACGAGGAGUCCGUUCAGGGAGGACCCUCGAUAGCACCACGAGAAGUAGCAGGGCCAGCAGCGCCCACGGAUGCAGAAAGAGCAGCUCAUGAACUGCUUCACCUCGCGAGGGCGCCGUGGUGCGAAGCCUGCGCGCGGGGAAACGAGACGACCAAGCCGCACAAGACCCUCACAUUCGAUCAGAAGGACACUGGGAAGGCGCAGAACACCCUGGACUUCUGCUACCUGAAGACCAACGGCGACUGGGCGGAGAUCGGAGAUGUGGAGCCGCCAGCGGCGGACAUCUUCGCGACGACGCUCGCGAUGGCAGACAGGGGCACGCUGAUGUUCAAUGCGGUCUCGAUGCCCGCCAAGGCGGUCACGGACUACGCAAUAGCCAGCGUGAGCAGCUUCAUCGAGGGCAUGCAUCUCACGACGGCGGACAUCAAGACGGACGGCGAGCCCACGAUCGUGAACUUGGUGGAGGAGGUGCGGAAGAGGCUGAACAAGAGCAUCAAGCUGGAGGAGAAGCGUGGGAACCUGAGGGACAGCCAGAGCAUGGGCGCGAUCGAGGCAGCCUACGGAGUGACCUACAACGGAGAGAUUCUCCCCUUUGGCGAGACGGCUCUCUUCAAGACCCCGAUCUCCCACACGAGGCAGAUCACGACCACGUCGCUGAAGCGCAAGGGCGAGUCGAGUUUCGUGAAGGGUAUCUGGAUCGGGAAGCACAAGGAGAGCGACGACCACUUGUUCUUGACGCCAGCAGGCUGGCACCGCGCAAGAACAUGCAGGCGACUGGAGCCAGCAUUGCGAGCAGAUGGUAAGCUGAUGAAGGCAGUGAAGGCCCCACCCUGGGACGCGAGGAGCGCUAAGCCGUGCGAGCUACUGCCCAGGAUUCAGAGGCCGAUGCCCACGAUCGUUCUGACGGCGGCGGAGCAGAAGGCGAAGACCGAGGCGCAGGAGGCAGCACGCGUGGCGGCUCCACCCCAGGGGGCGCCCGAGCAGGGGGCGCAGCCGGCUGCAGCAGCGAGCGCGGAGCCAUCGUCGGCACCCGCGGGACCUGGAGCUGGAGCAGCAGCGGCGGCGAGACCAGAGGAGAAGAGCACGACGGAUGCGGACGCGCCGAUGACACCUCGAGGGAUGAUCAGACCUGCCGAUGCUGAGGACUUCGGUGCGCCAGGCAAGCGCGCGAAGCACGUGGACGCCACCUCGCUCGACGACCCUAUCGACUACAGCAUCCUGGACAGGAUGGGCACAGACUGCUACAUGACGGUCAGCGGACUGGAGCCCGCGGUGGAACUCAAGGGCAAGCGCGAAGCGCUAGAGGUGCUGGCGCACUACGGGGCGCACUACCAAGCGGACCAGACGGAAAAGGUUUGCGUGGAGCCACCUGCUGAGUAUCUGGCGAUAUUGGCGGAGAUGGGCAGGCCGACCGAUAUCGUUCGGGCGCAGAACAAGAUGCUACCUGGGCAGCGCGUGGCAGGCGCUGGCUGGGUAGACAAGGCGGCGAAGACUCUGACGGGAGAGGGCUUUGACAGGAGUGAGUGUCAGCCGCAGUUUUACUACCACAGGGAGAAGAAGAUCCUGAUCGAGGUGCACAUGGGCGACUUCCACGGAGAGGGUCCCAUCGGCAACCUGGACGGGGUCAUCAAACGGCUGCGGGAGGUGUUCGACCUGAAAGCGACGGACGUCAUCAGGCAGGGACGCUACUCACACCUGAAGCGUGACAGGCUGAGGCUCAUGAACGGCAACAUCACGCUGAGGCCGAACGUGAAGCACAUUGACGACCUGAUCUACGUGAUGGGCAUGGAGAAGGCCAAGCCAGCGAAGGUGCCAAGCUUGACUGAGGAGGACCCGACAUGGAGCCCUGAAUUGGACGAGAUCGAGAGGGCGAGGUUUCGCACAGGAGUUGGGAUCGCGCUCUACAUCUCGCCCGACAGAGCGGACAUCCAGCGGGACGUGCAGCUGCUGACCAGGAACCUGAGUCAGCCGACGGAGUUUGACAGGAAGCGACUGGUGAAGCUGGUGAGGCGCCUGAAGGGGGCAAAGACGUUUGGAGUGCUUUUGGAGAAGCCAACUGGGAGCAAGCCUGGAGAAGUGAAGCUGCAGUUGUUCACAGGCACGGACUUUGCGACGUGCAAGGAGACGAGGCGUGCGAUGACCUGCGGGAUCACAAAGCUGGACGGAGUGCACUUCGCAGCGUUUGCGAGGAGGCAAGGAGUUCAGAGCACAUCCUCAGGCGAGGCGGAGUUCUACGGCGCGACCUCGGUGGUGAUGGACGGCAAGCUGGUGAAGAACGUGCUGGAGUGGUUGGGCUACAAGGUGACCUGGGAGCUCGGGAUCGACAGCAGCGCCGCGAAGGCGAUGAUCAACCGCGAGGGCGUAGGCAAGGUGAAGCACCUGGACGUUCGGGCGCUGUGGAUCCAGCAGGAGCGGAAGGUCCACGGACUGAACAUCAAGAAGGAGAGUGGAACCAAGAACGUGGCCGACCUAAGGACCAAGGCGCACACCACGGAGCGGUUCGAGUACCUGCGAGAGCUUGCUGGCAUCAUCGACUGCAGCGAGAUGGACAAGCACAAGGAGCUGGAGGCAUGCUCGGUGACAACGAGCGCCUGGGCUAAGCAAGGGUUGUUGGCGACACUGCUCGCGCAAGGAGCGACGGGUGGUGCGACCAGGUCAAGUGAAUGCGCAGUGCGGGAUCUCGACCAGAGUGCAGUUACCCUCUGGGAGGCUACAAAGCUGCAGGACUGGAUCGAUGACCACAUGGCACUGAUCAUCCUGAGCGUGAUGAUGAUGACAUUCGUGGCAGGUGCACUGCUCGGGUGUUGGAUCUGCAAGAAGUGGACGACGAUGAAUAGCGACACGAAGCUAAAUCUGGUAAAGCAUACGAACAUCCCAAAUCGGAGAAAGGAGCUGAUCAACAAGGUAAGGUUUACGGACAGGCGAGCCACGGGUGAGAACGAGCUUGCGGCCAAUGGCAAGGUGAACGAGGUGAUGUGCCUCGACGAGGCGCCGUGGGGGCGUGCAGGCGUCAGUGAGUGCACGGCCCCUCCCGAGGCGGCCAGAGGGGCCCGGCGCGUCUCGCCGCUGCUCUCGGCCCGCCACCUGCAGCAGGCGCAGCCGGGGGCGUCGCCGGAGGAGCCGCGCCUGCCGUCGGGGCGGGCGUCCUUGUGGGUGGGGGCGGAGCACCAGCAGGUGCGGCUCUUCCGCCCGUUGUUGCCGCUGCCGGCGGGCGGCUCCGAUGCUCGCACGAAUCCUGUGGCGCAUGAUGCUACUGGCCAGCGGUUUCGCGAGUUCAGAGAUGCAGCGCCGCUCAUCACAGAAGAUCCGUGGCCAGACUGGCCUAUCAGAGGCCCUCGAACGACGUCGUUGGAUUGUAGAUUCAUUUUGACUAACGGAAGAACUCCCUUGGGACGGCACAACAGGUGGCGCGCGGAUUGUAAGCUUCAGCCGGGACAUCCAGGCGUCGACUCCCGUGAGGGAGGCUGUAGGCUUCUGACUCUCGCUUGUCAUGAUCAAGUGAAUGCGCCAAACAUAGCUGCUGCUGAGAUAGCUGCUCGGGAGACACAGGUCGCCGAAGAGCGAUAUCGCAACAAGGUCGCAGGUGGCAGUGGUGAGAGGCUGGAUUCUAACCUUGCUAGGGGCGCUGAUCUGGUGCGCGGGAAUCUCUGCGUCAUGCCUGAGCUCACUCAGUUGAUCGCCAAGUGA